AUGGCGUCCAAACGUGUGCUGACCGUUGGAGAUGGAGAUUUGUCCUUCUCCCUGGCACUGGUCCGAGCCUUUGACAUCCAAGUGGUCGCAACGACUUGGCUGAGUGCUGAAGACCUGGUCCAGAGAUAUCGCUCUGCUGCCGGGACUCGAGAUGAACUUCUUGAAAGAGGAAUGCCUGUUCUACACGAAGUUGAUGCUUGCAAUCUCCAAAAACUCCCAGAACUUGGGUAUGUCGAUCCUUUUGAUGUUGCUAUGUUCAAUUUUCCUCACUUGGGAGAUGUUGCAGUGGACUGUCAUCGUCCAGACAGCGAGCAUGUGCGGAAACAUGUGGCAUUGCUGUCUCAUUUCCUUCAUUCGGCUAGAUCAGUCGCAUGUGAAGUUCACAUCACUCUUUGUGGCGAGCAAGCGGCCCUUUGGGAUCUUCAUGGGUCUGCAGAACGACUUGGAUGGCUGGAGCAUCGGAGACAUGCUCCAGCAGAUGUAGAUGAGUUUGCUUCUGGAUCACUUGCAAGUUUGAGCCGUGUUCCAACGCAAGCAUCCUGGAGAUGUAGGAGGAAAUGGAGGAACGGAUCCUUGGGUUUCGUUCACUGGGCCUCCCAGUAUGGCUAUGAGCACCGACGACACGAAGGGGAACAACUCAUGAACAUCAGCAAUUGUACCACCUUUGUGUUCACAAAAAGGUCCCUCAAAGCUGACCUACCCCUCAAUAGAAUCUCAGGAGAGCCUUUCAUCACAGACUAUCAGUGCAGUAUUUGCGGACAAGAGUUUGAGAAUGAUCAUGCGCUGGCGCUCCAUUUCCGAGCUCCAGCUCUGCCGGACAGCUCGGCUCCAUCAUAUACUUGCAGUCAAUGCUCCCGAGUUUUCCUCUCUCAACGUGCUUUAAAGCAGCAUGUUGUCUCAUGCAGCUCAAAGUUGACCCAUCAUGAAACGGAUCUUCCUGGACAAGCCGGGUACAGCAUUCGGCCUGCACCUACCGACGUUGUUUCUAUGGAAUUGGUGGUUGACACCGACGGUGAACGAUUCUGGCACUUUGCCCGCCAAAGAGAGGCGUUCCGGAAGCUCCUUCCAACCAAGGCCUCUGUGAAACGAGCCAUUGCAGGAGGUGAAUUAACGUUGAAUGGUGAGGGUGCAGAAGACAGCCGGAUCCUGCAUCCAGGCGACGUAGUGCAGCUGCGAUUGAACAAGGUGCGUGAGGCCCAAGAUGCUGGUGCAGCGAGGGCCAGGUUGGUUCGAGUGGUUUCUUUGCACCAGGACUGCCGGUUGGUUUCGGGAGACUUGGCCUCUCCUUCGGCAGGUCCAGACAGUUCAGUAGCACCAUGGCAGCUCGUUCGCUCAGUUUGCCCUCCUGAUGUCGCAAUUGUGUGGAAGCCAAGUGGCAUGAGAAGCCUGGGCCAACAUGCCGGAACGUUGCAGGCGUCUCUGCCUCUAGUGCCCGAAAUGCGCACCCGCAACCUUGUACCCAUCCCACUCAGCAGGCUGGAGAUCGGUUGUAGCGGAUUGAGUCUUGUGGCCUUGACUGAGAAGAUUCGCGUGGAACUACAGGAAAAACUCGUGACAGGGGGUAUCUACCACGUUUUCAGGGCUUUGGUCCAUGGUGCUGCUGGAUCACCUGGAGAAAUUCAAGUUCUGGACUUCCGCACAAAGCAAGCGCCAGAGAGAAGCAAUGUGGAUGAGACGCAGCAGGAUGGAAGUGAAUCUUCUUCUUCUGGCAUCGAUGCCGAAGAUGACCUCGACAACACCGAGGCAAACAUGCCAUCAGAUGCCCUAAAGCAGGUUCAGUUGCGUGUGGUGAACAUCUUGCAAGGAUACAACGUUUCCAAACCUGAGACAACUGAGCGGGCAGAGCCGCUUAGCAUAGUUGAACUCAGCACCGCAGCUGAAUGUGGCAGGUGUUGUGGGUCCCUGUGCCAUCUCAUGCGCCAGCAUGGAACUCCGGUGGUUGGCGACAUGUUGGCUCGCAAGCGAUCUGGAUCCCAGCGCCACAGAAUCCUUGGAGGCACCUUCAACCGAUUGAUCCGAUUGCGUGGCAAUGCAGUGGGAAGAGGAAACUCCAAAUCGAGUGCGUUGGGAUAUGGGCGAAAGGAACCGACCACAGCCACUUCCUGGAUGUUUCCAUCUCCCGGUCGUGAGAAGGGGAACCUCAGGAUUAUGACGCAUGACGAACACCUCAGCAACGCGAACAUGAUCCAUAUCCAUAUCCUUCAGGCCUAUGGCUUGUUCCAGCUGCAUCCACUGUUAUUCUAUGAGCAGCACCCUUCAACGGUGGUAGCCAUCCAUGUCGCUGUGCCAAAAGGCCAGAGGCUCCAUGAUGCAGGCGGCCACAGCGAUCUGGUGGCCGCAGCAUGUCCCAUGAAUGUUUGGCGUUUGAGGAUCUGUUGCAUCGGGCUCCGCUUCUUGAUUGCAAAUUUGGAGCCCUUGGACCAGCAACGGAAUGGCGGGUGGGACUGUUCUGAACGCGGCAAAAGUCCAUUCUCCAAAUCAUGCUCCAGUGCAGUGAUUUUGCUGCUUUGCGUCUUCAAGGCCAAUCUGGACCACCUUCAGAAUCAUCUGCGGGACCAAGACAUGCUCAGAUUAGUGCUGGCGAUGAUGAAGGCACCGAAGUAUGGCCAGUGGGACUCUGAUCCUGAGAGCUUCUUGGGAGAGACCUACCGGCAGAACCUGCAGGAUGUUUCCACCUUCCUGGAUCAGAAAGAGCUGGAAAUGAACCUAAUCUUCGCAAAGAUGCGAGCACAGCUCUUGCAGGCAAUCCCUGCGUCAAGUGGUCCUCCCUCUGGUAAACAGGCAGUUUCCUCACGGUCAGAUGAUGUCACUGCUGGGUGGAGAGAUCUUGGGGGUCCCUUUUACCGUGCCCUUGCGCUGCAGCGAGAGCGCGAGAAGGAGAAUCAGAAUCUGCGCGAGAUUGUUGCUCGCAGGAGAGGGGAGUUGGACCAACUCCAUCAACAGCUGGACCAACUUGGAAUAUCCAGAAGUGGCACGAAACCAACGCUGGCUGCGUUCAGCUUCUCCAACCUCGAAACCUCGCCGCUCGCAGGUGCUGUCGCCGUCAUGGCAGUGACACCAGCUAGCGCCAGUCAAGCCAGCCAAGUCGGCCAAGCUAGCCAUGCACAAUUCCAAGCGACUCACAUUGGCGCCAGCCCUGCCCAAGUCCAAAGCGACUCCUUUGGAAGGCAAGCUCUGCUUCAGGCUGAGCCGCGAGUUGGGCCACAGCUGCCACUGCCGAACACCCCGCAUUUUCCGGCUGCAACAAGUCCCCGUACAGCUCCACCAUCCCCGUUUGAUCUCGAGAGUGAAGGAGACCCGGAUCUGAGAGGUCAAGAAGGAACAGGUGUUGGAGCUUUUGGAAGCCCGUUGGAUGAUGCUUUGAAGCAGAACGUCAGCAACUUUGCCAGCAAGGUUGAUGCGGCUGCAGCACCAGCACCGAAGCAGCCUUCUAUGACACGCAGCGAGUCUGCAACAUCUUCGGUUUCACUCUCGCAGAUGUACAAGGAAGGACAAGGCAACGCUCAGAGGCGAUAG
Molecule: messenger RNA, 3516 nt
Organism: Cladocopium goreaui
Lineage: Eukaryota; Dinophyceae; Suessiales; Symbiodiniaceae
Source: the annotation of a GenBank genome assembly